Hordeum vulgare subsp. vulgare (domesticated barley) is the source of this 3241-nucleotide messenger RNA. RefSeq names its product protein MLN51 homolog. Gene Ontology annotation, cellular component: exon-exon junction complex. Gene Ontology annotation, molecular function: mRNA binding. Gene Ontology annotation, biological process: mRNA processing. Bases 218 to 2926 code for a protein of 902 amino acids. NCBI's taxonomy places the organism in Eukaryota, Viridiplantae, Streptophyta, Magnoliopsida, Poales, Poaceae. The transcript is spliced from 15 exons. The record is from RefSeq and is a predicted model, not a curated record.
GGGACAUCGCAGUGGUUCCAGCUAAUGAAUGCCCCUCCCCCUCUCUUUCCCCUGACAACAGAGAAGCUGAUCGAUCACUAAAGGUGAUCAAAUCAAGCCAGUCCGCCAAAAGCAGAACAGCUCGCGAGGUCGAGAAUCCUCUCGAACCUUCCGGAUUCCCUCAAACCCUAGCUUAAACCCUAGCUAGCAUUCUCGCCCAAUUGGCGCGGUGGCCUCUAUGGCGGCGACGGCGGCGGGGGACGAGGAGGAGGAACUGAGCGACGUCAACGACUCGCCCCUCCCGGCGUUGAGGCGUCGCGAGGCCGCGAGCGACGACGACGAUGAGGGCGAUGGCGGCGGCGGCGGCGGGGGGAGUGGUUCCCCACCGCCGUCGAGGGUGGCCGGGUCCGAUUCCGACCCCGACUCCGAAGAGCUGGGCGCGGCCGAGGUGUACGACGAAGACGAGGGUUCUGAGGAAUGCGAGGAGGCUCGCAAGGAGUUCGACGCAGGAUCUAAUGGUGGUGGAGAGGCCAAGGAAGUGGCGCCCGAUGAGGUGGCUGCGGCGCCGGAGGACGGGGAGGCCCAGGCUGAGACGGGAGCCGAACUGGAAGAAGAGGACAAGGAGAGCAAGGGGUCCGAGCCCCACGCCGUGCCGAGAACAGGUGCCUUCUACAUGCACGAUGAUCGCUUCCAGAACAAGGAAAACCGCAGCCCCGGGCGCCAGAGGGACUUUUUCGGUGGCCAAAAGUUAUGGAAUUCUGAAGAUGAUAGUGUAUGGCUGCAUGAUCGGUUUGAUGAGAUCAAUACCCAUUAUGUUCAACAUGACAGUACAAGGAGGCCAAGAAGUCCUUUUAAAGCAUGGGCUGGUGGAAGAACUCAUGACGUUAACCAUGAUCGGUUUGAUGAAAUCAAUACCCAUGAUGUUCAACAUAACAGUACAAGGAGGCCAAGAAGUCCUUUUAGAGCAUGGGCUGGUGGUAGAACUCAUGACGUUAACCAUGAUCGGUUUGAUGAGAUCAAUACCCGUAAUGUUCAACAUAACAGUACAAGGAGGCCAAGAAGUCCUUUUAGAGCAUGGGCUGGUGGUAGAACUCAUGACGUUAACCAUGAUCGGUUUGAUGAGAUCAAUACCCGUAAUGUUCAACAUAACAGUACAAGGAGGCCAAGAAGUCCUUUUAGAGCAUGGGCUGGUGGUAGAACUCAUGACGUUAACCAUGAUCGGUUUGAUGAGAUCAAUACCCGUAAUGUUCAACAUAACAGUACAAGGAGGCCAAGAAGUCCUUUUAGAGCAUGGGCUGGUGGUAGAACUCAUGACGUUAACCAUGAUCGGUUUGAUGAGAUCAAUACCCGUAAUGUUCAACAUAACAGUACAAGGAGGCCAAGAAGUCCUUUUAGAGCAUUGGCUGGUGGUAGAACUCAUGACGUUAACCAUGAUCGGUUUGAUGAGAUUAAUACCCAUUAUGUUCAACAUGACAGUACUAGGAGGCCAGGAAGUCCUUUCAGAGCAUGGGCUGGUGGUAAAACUUAUGAUGUUAACCAUGGUUACCUACAAGGAACAAAAUCUGCAUUCUAUUAUCAUGAUUACGGAGCAGACUACAAGUAUGGGAGUACCAACAACUACAAUAGAUUUCCAGAAGAGACGAACACUUCCUAUUACAGCGCCAAUAACUACAGAAGUGUUCCAAGAAAAUCCCAUUUGUACUAUGAUGAGAAGAACUUUUAUAAUGCCCGGGCAGAAUCUCGUAUCUGUUAUGUGAAUGCUAAAGGUUACAACAAUGCACCAAAUGUUAACAGAGGCAAACCAUCAAGACCCUACCAACCUCACUGGAAGAAUACUUUUGAAACCUCUUCAGUGCAAAACAAUAGGACAUAUUCCAGAUCACAGAAUGAAGAGGGCUGUUCUGAUACAGGCGUGGGAAAGAAUUCACAUCGAACUUUAAGUUUGCAGAAUGAACAAGAGUUUCCAUCGAAGCAAGAAUUCCCCUUUAUAGAAAGAAGGAAAUCGCGACCUGACAUUUUAAGUAAGCUCUUCUCAUCCUCCAUUCGAAUGGCACAUAGUUCUCUGAAACCACAAUCUCGUCCCAGUUUUGGAGUGAAGGCUUUUGCUCCGUCUGGUGAGCAUGGAAAUACUGCUGGUUCUCUUAGCAUGAUAAAAGGCAUGCCUGACCUUGGUUCUCGUUCAUCUCUAUCAACAUCAAAUAGCCAAUAUUCAAAAUCCAGGGACCAAGGAAGUGGUUUGAACAUUGGUGGCCCCACAAAGAACAAUCUUUCUUCAACCAGUCAAGCAACUAGGUCUUAUACUGAAUUCAGUAACGCAGUCUAUCAGCAAAGGUCCGUUCAACAACCACUCCUACUGACGCCGAGCGAAUCUACUCAGAUAUUUCAUCAAAACAUUGCCAGUACCAGCAAAAUUCAAUCUCAUCCACAAAAUACACUGACAAAUCCACCUCCUGGGUCAAACAAGUCUCUAGCACCGUCUGUUAUAAUUGCGCAAAAUGACAAGGCAGAAGCAGUGAGUGGCUCUUGUCCUUGUGGAGAUCAUGCUCUUGAUGUUACAGGAGCAAAGGGCCUUACUCUUGGCACUCCAGCAGUAUUGUCAGUUAUGAAGUUCAGUGGGCAGCAUCCUAGGGGACCUGAUAUCCCAUGCACUGGUAUGGAUGUGCCAGGACUUUUGGUUCAUCAAUCCAGUGACAUUUCUGAGCUUAGUCAAAUUACUUGGCUGCAAACAUUAUCUGGUGCUACUGGGGUCCUUGGGGAAACAUAUGAUCCUUCUUAUAUUGGCAGUCAUUAUCCCCAACCAUCAGCAUUCCCAAGAAACCGUUGUGUGACUGAAGUUCCUGUCUUGUUGAACUCCCCUGAAAUACCAGAGGUCGUAGGUCAUGAGCUUGGUCAGCGCAAGAACAAACUUCUCAGAUACUCAGAGAUGAACUUCGCUUCACUAACAUAAUGAGUUUAGUGACAACCAAAGUGAAUCCAGAGGACGAGCUUUCAGUCUGUAUCAGAACUAGCACAUUCUGCAUUGUAUUGCUACAGCUGUCAAUCAUAGUGCAUAGCUCAGUACUUUCCAAGUCCAAGUCCUUCGCUCCUUGUUUUUUCUUCGUGAAACACUUUGUAACUGUAACAAUUACACAAGGUAUGCCCACUUUUGCAGCUUCCGAGAAGUUCUUGGAAAAAGAUGCUGCCCUCUUCGUUAUUGACAGCACUUAAUUACAUUGACUUGUGAAUCUAGGUUUUGUUAUAGUAACACAUAGGCUUUGGAUGA